CUCCGCUAAAAUACAUCCUCUACUGGAACGAGUUUUACGGCUCGAUGGAGUUUGAGUGGGGCUCUGGCCAGAAGCCGUUCAUCGAAAACGGCUGCGAGGUCAACACCUGCUUCGGCACAAACAACCGCAGUCUGCUCCGAAUGGACCAGUUUGACGCCAUUCUGUUUCACGUGCAAACCGUGAGCCUGUUCGGCUGGCCUGAUAUCCGUUCUCCGCAUCAGCGCUACGUGUUUGUGACGAUGGAGUCGGCCCAGUACCUGACGAUUCCGCUCACAUCGAGCAAGUACAAGAGUGCCUUCAACCUGACGCUGACAUACCGGCGCGACUCGGACUUUCCCUACCUGUACGGGGCCAUGGAGCCAGUGCCGUCCCCACCUCCCACCUCGACCCGAAACUACGCCGCCGGCAAGACCAAACUGGUGGCCUGGUUCGUAUCGCACUGUUCAUCGAUGAGCAAUCGAGGAAAGUAUGUGAAGCUCCUUCAAAAGUAUAUACCAGUGGAUGUCUACGGUACAUGUGGCCCACUGAAGUGCCCCAGAAGUGCGGACAACAACUGCCAUAAAACUUUACUUAACAACGAUUACAAGUUUUACCUAUCGGAGUGA
Amphibalanus amphitrite is the source of this 605-nucleotide messenger RNA. RefSeq names its product alpha-(1,3)-fucosyltransferase C-like. Gene Ontology annotation, cellular component: membrane. The transcript is spliced from 2 exons. Gene Ontology annotation, molecular function: alpha-(1->3)-fucosyltransferase activity. NCBI's taxonomy places the organism in Eukaryota, Metazoa, Arthropoda, Thecostraca, Balanomorpha, Balanidae. The coding region runs from base 45 to 605 and encodes 186 amino acids. The record is from RefSeq and is a predicted model, not a curated record.